GAUCAAAAAAAAAUUGUGUAUAGAACGAUGAUGACAGAAUCCGCGCGCGAUAACAAUGAGAAUCGGCCUUCGCGGAAUGCGUGUAUAUAGUUAUUUCGUAUAUAUCUGAACCACGAUAUAAACGGGAGUCGGGAAUUGAGCGGGGGCAGCGUAUUCCCCGGUGCGGGGUCCGCGCCUCCAGCAAGUAUCGCUCAGACUCAGUCGUCGUCGCGUCCUCCAACGAAACGGAUCGGAUCAGCUCAGAGCAGUCCCCAGUUUAACAGUUCUUCGAAGAAGUAAUACUACUACAGUGUGUUUAUGCGUGUGUAUCAGUUCUAUAUAAUUAUUUAGUUUUGUGGUGCUCAGUGAAAUAAUAAUAAUAAUAUAUAGAAGAAGAAAAAAGUUUAGUUUUGUGAGAAGAGAGUGUUGUCCGACCUCGACGUUGUCCUAGUUUAUACUACAACCAUCGGAGUGUGCUGUUGUGUGGGAGUGCUGCAACAAUUAAAGCGAAAGUUCAACGAAGGUGAAAGUUAUAUGGUGAAGUAGGAGCGACACAGGGAAAACAGAAAGAAGCCAGCCAAAAUGUUUAAAAGUUUCAAGAGCAAAAAGAACAAAAAGCUGGAUAAACUGGACAGCGGAAAAGCUGCAACCCAACAGCUGAUUCUGUCCGAGCAACAACAGCAGCAGCAGCAACAACAAUUGCAAAACAACAGCGAGACGACUACGAAACAGGUGGCGGAGAAAAAUGCCGUCAACAGUUUGGAUAGCAGCGAUUCGAACAAGAAGGGUAAAACUCUGUGCCAGGCGUGCAAGAAGAAGUGCUCCGGCGAGGUGCUCCGUGUGCAGGACAAGUACUUCCACACGGAAUGCUUCAAGUGCACGAUCUGCAACAAUUCGUUGGCCCAAGGCGGCUUCUUCUCCAAAGACGGUGCUUAUUACUGCACGGCCGAUUACCAGAAGAACUUUGGAAGCAAAUGCGCCACCUGCGGCGACUACGUCGAAGGAGAGGUCGUCUCUGCCUUAGGAAAGACCUACCAUCAGAAGUGUUUCACGUGCGCCAGAUGCAGACAGCCGUUCCCGUCUGGUGAAAAAGUCACCUACAAUGGAAAGGAGGUGGUCUGCGAGAAAUGCAUGCAUAUACCUGUGAGGAAAGGUUCGACUCCGGCUGCUACCAGCCCCAUCACCAACAACCCAAACGAUAAGAAAGUGACGCCUCCCAAAAGGAAUGAGUGCGCCGGGUGUCGCGAGGAGCUGAAAGAGGGCCAAGCUCUUGUGGCUUUGGAUAGGCAAUGGCACGUCUGGUGCUUCAAGUGCGGCACUUGCGAUGUCGUUCUUCACGGCGAAUACAUGGGCCGCGAUGGUAAACCGUACUGCGAGAAGGACUACCACACCCAAUUCGGAGUGAAGUGCGCCUACUGCAAUCGCUUCAUCAGCGGAAAAGUUCUUCAGGCUGGAGAUAAUCAUCAUUUCCAUCCGACUUGCGCCCGUUGCACCAAGUGCGGCGAUCCGUUCGGAGAUGGCGAAGAAAUGUACCUCCAAGGAGGUGCCAUCUGGCAUCCGCGAUGCGGUCCAGGACCAACGGAGAACGGACAGAUCCUCAACGGUCCUUCCGAGACAAACGGCCACUGCACCUACACCACGGACACGACAAGAGAUUUCGACAGGAUGAGCAGCUCCGGCGUCAGCGAUAUGCAGUUUUCAAUUCGUUCCCGCACCCCUAGCUUGAAUGGUUCCUUGUAUAGUCCAACUAGCAUGUCCCGGAAGCAUUAUAGUUACCGCACUCCGUCGCCCGGCCUCAUUCUGAGGGAUUACAACAAGUCGGCGACUCUCGCAGACGAUAUUUCAAGAAUUUGCACCUAUAGUUACCUAACCGAGGAGCCCACCCAAGGGUACCUGAAGAGACCCAUCGAUCCGUACGAUAAGCAACCGAUGUCGCCCCAUUUCCAUAGACCAACAUCUCAAAAUUCAUUGAGGGGAAGCCAAGGAGCUGGCGGAAAGUACGGAAGACAGAGCAGAUCCGGGAUGACUGUUCUCGUCGAUCAGAUCAGAAGCGAAACGCCAAGACCCAAGUCUCCGCACAUGAACAACGAGGAGCCCAUCGAGUUGGCGCAUUUCCCGGGCGCCAAACCGCCGAAUCCCAACGAGAAACCAAAGAUUGAAAGGGACGAUUUCCCAGCACCGCCUUAUCCUUACACAGAUCCAGAGAGGAGAAAGCGUUGGUCGGAUACAUACAAGGGUGUCCCUGUGUCCGAUGAGGAGGACGCCGUGGACGGUGAGGUGCGAACUCCUCAGGAGAUCAUGGAUGAGAAGCUGAGGAGGGAAGAGCAGGAGCUGCUGAAAUGCGCGAGCGGCAUCGGCAAGGUGUUCCUGAAGGACGUGAAGGAACGCGAGAAGCUGAAGCAGUGGAAGGCCGCCAAUUUGGAUCCGAGAAACGCUUCGAGAACGCCAUCAGCCAACAAGGAGCCGACUUAUCGUCUUCGCUACGAGUCUCCGGUUGGAGCGAGUCCGUCUAGGAACCUUGACCAUCCGAAGCCAUUCGACGAGGACGACUUCGACAGAACCAUCAGCUGUCGCUCCUCGAUGGGACGUUCGAUCGGACAAAUUCCUAGUUACAACGUAGUAUCUUCGCUCCGAAACGUCCCGAGGCCCGGAUACGGACUUAAGACAUCCACGUUACCAGCAAGAAACGAUUACGUAAGUACUGUUGCAGCCUACGCCAUCCAUAAGUGUUUUCAAGCGCAAUAUGGGGAAACAACAAAACCGAAGAAAUGCAUAGAAAAUUCAUCUAAAAUAAAUCAAAAAUUUCAUUCUUUGAAAAAUUCUCAGUUUUGGUACUUAAAUGUUCGUAUGUUGUUUUCCCGUUUGCUUUGUUAAUCAAUCCAUUCACUCCAUUCAUACACAAACACAC
Nicrophorus vespilloides is the source of this 2887-nucleotide messenger RNA. Its product is annotated as actin-binding LIM protein 2-like. The transcript has 13 exons. Lineage: Eukaryota; Metazoa; Arthropoda; Insecta; Coleoptera; Silphidae. Gene Ontology annotation, molecular function: actin filament binding. The record is from RefSeq and is a predicted model, not a curated record. Gene Ontology annotation, cellular component: actin cytoskeleton. Gene Ontology annotation, biological process: lamellipodium assembly. The coding region runs from base 562 to 2853 and encodes 763 amino acids.